AUGGCCCAACACAAAGGUGGCCCGGCUUCAGCUGUGAUUAAGCAGACAAAUAUUUGUUUGAUUCAGCCUCUGAAUCUAUCCCCACCAGCAGCAGCAUCACCCACGACAGACAAAAAAAGAUUCAAGUCCUGCUGGAUCCUUUCAAGGAACCAGAACGAGAAAUACCCAAUAUGUCUGCGCUGUGAAGUUCCAAAUACUGCCCAUUCGCGAGACGGCUCACACACUUUCGAAUCGAAGCGACAAUACCUUGGACAUCUAAGUUGUAGAAACGUCGCAAUCGUCGGGUGCGCUCUAUCAUCAUAUUUCUCGAUCUGGUGGCUGGUUAAGGUUUCCCAACAAAGACGAACCAAGGGACGCCGCCGCCGGUGCAAGCCGCGCGGGCGCGUCGGCGCCUAA
Histoplasma capsulatum G186AR is the source of this 396-nucleotide messenger RNA. RefSeq lists its product as uncharacterized. NCBI's taxonomy places the organism in Eukaryota, Fungi, Ascomycota, Eurotiomycetes, Onygenales, Ajellomycetaceae. Bases 1 to 396 code for a protein of 131 amino acids. The transcript has 3 exons. The record is from RefSeq and is a predicted model, not a curated record.